AUGACCGGUGGCGAUUUGGAAAGCUCCAAAACCAAUGGAGAAGCCAUCGACACCAAUUCUCCAUACUAUCUGCAUCCUUCCGACUAUCCAAAACAACUCCACGUAAACGAAUGUCUUACCGAUAACAACUUCAAUGAUUGGAGCCAAGAGAUGACCAAUUUUCUUUUUGCCAAGAACAAGAUUGGUUUUGUUGAUGGGUCCCUUAUUAAACCCAACAAAACCGAUCACAGAUACAUGUACUGGAUGCGGUGUGACGCCAUGAUUAAGGGAUGGCUAACCACUGCUAUGGAGAAAGAGAUACGAAACAGCGUAAAAUACGCAAAUACAGCACUUGAAAUCUGGAAUGAUUUGCAUGAGAGAUUUGGAAAAGAAAGUGCUCCAAGAGCAUACGAACUAAAACGAUCAGUCACGCAGACUCGUCAAGAAGGUACGUCUGUUUCAGCAUAUWUUACCAGAUUAAGAAGCAUAUGGGAUGAAAUUGAUUYGGUUCUACCGACGCCACGGUGUGAAUGUGGUGGAUGUAAAUGUAAUGUCGGAAAAAGAAUCACGGAACUCAAAGAAAAAGAAAGACUCUAYGAGUUUUUGAUGGGACUUGAUACCGAGUUCUCUGUCAUGAGAACCCAAUUACUUGCCACGAAACCAACACCUAGCCUUGGAACAACGUAUCACCUGGUAGCCGAGGAUGAGCAGCAGCGGAAUAUAGCUACUGGAAAGAAAGCGCCACCUACUUCUGAUGCGGCAGCGUUCCAAGCACAGCAAGUGGGUCGUGACAAUCAAAACCAUAAGAAGACUUGGCAAAAGACCGACAAGGUAGGCGCUAGCAAUAAAACGGGACACUGCACUUUUUGUGGUAGAGAUGGGCAUGUUCGAGAUGGGUGUUUCAAGCUCGUUGGUUACCGGAUUGGUGGCCGAGAAAGGGAAAGAAAGAAGCAAACAAGCCGAAAGCAGCUUUGGCUGAAGCUAACACCAACAAAAUACCAGGGCUAA
Cynara cardunculus var. scolymus (artichoke) is the source of this 987-nucleotide messenger RNA. RefSeq lists its product as uncharacterized. NCBI's taxonomy places the organism in Eukaryota, Viridiplantae, Streptophyta, Magnoliopsida, Asterales, Asteraceae. The coding region runs from base 1 to 987 and encodes 328 amino acids. The record is from RefSeq and is a predicted model, not a curated record. The transcript has a single exon.